CGCGUCGUAUUAAUAGAAUGGUGGAUUUUCGACUUAGUAAACUCGAUUGUUCAACAUCAAAUUAAAUCGAUUUUUAUGUAUCGAUGUGUUUGAAGCAUCAAACUUCAUCUAUGCCGAGCAACACCGUUGUCUAAAUUGUCUUUCAUUAAAAUUUUACAAAGAACUCGUUUUGAUAAAUUUUACACAAAAAAGUUAUCGUUAAAAUUUGAGUGCGUAUACUUUGAAUUGAAAUCAAGACAAAGCUCAAUAGAUAAAAAUGGCAGCGAGCGACUCCGGGACGGAUGAAUCAUUGUAUCCGAUUGCCGUUCUCAUAGAUGAGCUGAAGAAUGAGGAUGUACAGCUUCGUUUGAACUCUAUAAAGAAGUUGUCGACGAUCGCGUUGGCUCUGGGCGUGGAGAGGACUAAAUCGGAGUUGAUCCCGUUCCUCACUGAGACAAUCUAUGAUGAAGACGAGGUUCUCUUAGCACUAGCUGAACAACUUGGUAGUUUCAUCAACUUGGUCGGCGGAGGAGAGUUCGCACAUUGUCUUCUUCCACCCCUGGAGACAUUAGCAGCAGUUGAAGAGACAGUAGUCCGAGAUAAGGCAGUGGCUUCACUCCGUGCCGUUGCCGAGCACCACAGCCCGCAAGCACUCGAGGAACACUUUGUGCCACUAGUACAGCGCCUUGCUGGAGGAGACUGGUUCACUUCAAGAACAUCUGCUUGUGGACUAUUUAGUGUAUGCUAUCCACGUGUCUCAGCACCUGUGAAGGCAGAACUCCGUCAGCAUUUCCGCUCCCUCUGUCAAGAUGAUACUCCGAUGGUACGCCGCGCUGCUGCCUACAAACUUGGAGAGUUUGCGAAAGUUGUGGAGAUUGAAUAUGUUAAGAGCGAUCUUAUUCCCAUAUUUGUGAUUUUGGCAGAGGAUGAUCAAGAUUCCGUUCGUCUGUUGGCUGCCGAAGCCUGCGCGGCUGUUGCGGCUCUAUUGACUCCUGAGGAUAUGGAGCAGCAUGUGAUGCCAACUGUACGCGCACUGUCCGGAGACGCUUCUUGGAGAGUCCGAUAUAUGGUUGCUGAUAAGUUCGUAGAGCUGCAACAAGCUGUAGGCCAGGAACUAGCUCGUACAGAUCUAGCACAGAUCUUCCAGGCACUGCUCAAGGACUCGGAGGCUGAGGUUAGAGCCGCAGCUGCUGGGAAGGUCAAGGACUUCUGUAUGAACUUGGAUAAAGCUCACCAAGAACACAUCAUCAUGACCAUGAUCUUGCCACAGAUCAAGGACUUGGUGUGUGAUGCCAACCAACACGUCAAGUCUGCACUAGCCUCCGUCAUCAUGGGCCUGAGCCCCAUAGUGGGCAGACAGAACACUAUUGAACAUCUCCUGCCGCUGUUCCUCACACAACUGAAGGAUGAAUGUCCCGAAGUCCGACUCAACAUAAUCUCCAACCUCGAGUGUGUGAAUGAAGUGAUCGGCAUCCAACAGCUGGUGCAGUCUCUCCUCCCCGCCAUCGUGGAGCUGGCAGAGGACACCAAGUGGAGGGUCCGUCUGGCCAUCAUCGAGCACAUGCCUCUACUGGCGGGACAGCUGGGCCAGGAGUUCUUCGACGAGAAGCUGACCAGCUUGUGCAUGUCGUGGCUGGUGGACCACGUGUACGCCAUCCGCGAGGCUGCGACCCUCAACCUGAAGAAGCUGGUGGAGCAGUACGGGCCGCAGUGGGCAGAGAACAACGUCAUACCCAAAGUACUGAACAUGUCGCACGAGCAGAACUACUUGCACAGGAUGACGUACUUGUUCUGCAUUAACGUGCUGUCCGAAGUGUGCGGCAAGGACAUCACGACCAGGGUGCUGCUGCCGACCGUGUUGUCUAUGGCCGACGACAAUGUUGCCAACGUGCGGUUCAAUGUUGCCAAGACGCUGCAGAUAAUGGCUAAGUACUUGGACCCGGCCGUCAUCCAGCCCCAAGUCAAGCCGGUCCUGGAGAAGCUGAACGUGGACCCCGACGUCGACGUCAAGUACUUCGCGUCGGAGGCGAUCGCCGGAAUAGCUGGAUAACUAAUACUUAAUAAUAUAGGAAAUUUUACAUAAGGGCCCGAACAUCAGAACUGUAUUAUGGAGUAUUAUUGACUCUUGGUUUUUUUUAAUGACGAAAAAAUUUGAACAUAUAAAACAAAACGCAUAAUUAUUCUAAACGUUCAUCAUGUAGCUAGUUAAAUAAACUUUGCAAUAAUUGAAAAGCCCUAGUUCAUUCCCCACUAUGUUUAUAGAUAAAAUGAAAAAAAAAUCUUUUUAUACUUAAGGACUGGUUUAGUCGUCCAAGAUUAACGUACAAAAUUCCACCAUCGGUGGAAAAGCGAGGUUUAUCUAUAUAUAUAAUUAUUAGGUGUUAGGAGACCGCUUCCGAAGUCGAAGACAGACUAUAGUACUAAUGACACUUUUGAAGAUAGGAUGGAAAAAAAAUCUUGAUUUAAAAAAAAGCAUGCUUUAAAAUGUUUUAUUAACAUUAUUUACUCUUCAUCAUGUUAGUAUAGGUAAAUGAAACGGUCGUUCCAUAAAAAAUACAUUACUUUACUAAAAAAAAGAACCAGCAAUGAAGCACAAAAUCAAAAACAGCUGAUGCUCGGGUUAACGAACGCCCGGCGCGGCGCUGACACCGCGCUCCCCAAAACUUACAACUAUGUAGGUACAAAAUUUUCGUUUUCGGACACGGUCUCCCUAACAUCCAGUAUAUAACCCAAGCACAUUUACAUUGUGCCUUGGAUAUAAUAACAAAACCAUUGUUUUUUUUUUUUAAUAUUGUCUUGAGAGUUAUUUGUGAAAAUAUCCCGAAUAGCAACCACAUCUACAUGUCGAUUUUAAACCGACAAACGAUCAAUUUGUUUGGCUGGUUCACUUCGAGUGUGGAUGACAUGUUUUGUUUGCGGGUAAAUCAGAUGUAUCGCUAGAUACGUGUUCGCGUAUGCUAAAUGUUGCCAGCUUUAAUGUACACAGAUAAGUUGAUGUUGACUUCCAGCGAACAAACUAGAAGUUGUACGGGUGCGUUAGUGCAUUUUAUAAUGUAAAUACGAUUUCUGAGCGAUUUGAUAACUACGAAAUAAAAUAAGAAAAGUAA
Messenger RNA from Bombyx mori (domestic silkworm), 3086 nucleotides. RefSeq names its product serine/threonine-protein phosphatase 2A 65 kDa regulatory subunit A alpha isoform. Gene Ontology annotation, biological process: protein dephosphorylation. Gene Ontology annotation, cellular component: protein phosphatase type 2A complex; cytoplasm. Bases 257 to 2029 code for a protein of 590 amino acids. Lineage: Eukaryota; Metazoa; Arthropoda; Insecta; Lepidoptera; Bombycidae. Gene Ontology annotation, molecular function: protein binding; protein phosphatase regulator activity. The record is from RefSeq and is a predicted model, not a curated record. The transcript has 6 exons.